Molecule: messenger RNA, 165 nt
Organism: Trypanosoma cruzi
Lineage: Eukaryota; Euglenozoa; Kinetoplastea; Trypanosomatida; Trypanosomatidae
Exons: 1
Coding region: 1-165 (54 amino acids)
Source: RefSeq, a predicted model, not a curated record
AUGAAGGCUUUGCAGAAGAAGAUGGGAGCUCGCCCCGCCGUGAACGACUUAGAUUUGACGGGUUUUGAGAUCCAGCCUUUAAAUGUCAUUGUCGGAACGGCAGUGUUUGUCCUCAGCGUCAUUCUGCUUCACUUCUACGGUAAGCUGGGCGGCGCAAAGCCAUAA